Messenger RNA from Radiomyces spectabilis, 1190 nucleotides. RefSeq lists its product as uncharacterized. The annotation marks the transcript as partial. The transcript has 5 exons. The record is from RefSeq and is a predicted model, not a curated record. Gene Ontology annotation, molecular function: mRNA 3'-UTR AU-rich region binding. Lineage: Eukaryota; Fungi; Mucoromycota; Mucoromycetes; Mucorales; Radiomycetaceae. Gene Ontology annotation, cellular component: nucleus; cytoplasm. Gene Ontology annotation, biological process: 3'-UTR-mediated mRNA stabilization.
AAAAAAGUUUUUUUUUUUUUCCCUGUGGUUUUUCACACUUCCAAGGGGAAUCCGUUCCGAGCACGAAUAUUCCAAACGCGCAUUCCAUUCCUGUCUCUUCAUUGCAACGUUUUCUCGUUCGCUUGUCACCUCCCUUUCCACUCUAAACCCUCGUUCUUUCCUUCUUCCGUCUCAUCAUGUCCCAUAUUUCAAGCCCCAAUUUUGAAGAACGCGAAGAUUCCUAUGUUGACCAACAGUAUACCGUCGACGGUUCUCAGAACGACCAGUUUGAAGAAGAAGACGGUCCCUUGACUUUACGCGCCUUGGUCUCGACCAAAGAAGCUGGCGUCAUUAUCGGAAAAGCCGGUAAAAAUGUGGCUGAACUGAGAGAAUCCACGGGUGUCAAAGCCGGUGUUUCCAAGGUCGUUCAAGGUGUUCAUGAUCGUGUUCUCACAGUGACUGGUUCCUUGGAAGGUGUUGCCAAGGCAUAUUUCCUUAUCGCUCAAACAUUGCUGGAUAAUCCCAUUUCUCCUGCUACUCCUCCGCUGUCUCCUACCACCUCUAGUUCUGCAGCUGGCGCUGUGGCUACCAUUCGCUUAUUGAUCUCGCAUAAUUUGAUGGGUACCGUGAUUGGUCGCCAAGGGGCCAAGAUCAAGCAUAUCCAGGAUACCUCCGGCGUUCGCAUGAUCGCCUCGAAAACUCUUUUGCCACAAAGUACCGAGCGUGUUGUCGAAGUGCGCGGAACAGUAGAAGCCGUGCGUUUAGCCAUUCUUGAAAUCGGCCAAUGUCUUAUUGACGAUAAAGAACGCGCUUACGGCACCAUUUUGUAUAAUCCUAAUAAGGUCGGUGCCAGCAAUUCCAACGAUCGUCGUACCUCCAUCACUCGCACUGGCAAUGGCUCCGAUUUCAGUAAUCCCUCCGAAUACCAACAACAACGUCGUUCCUCCACCGCCUCGCAGAAUUUCCUUAAUAACCCCAAUAUCCGCACUCAAAAUAUUUCCAUUCCUAGUGACAUGGUCGGUUGUAUCAUUGGCAAGGGAGGUUGUAAAAUCUCUGAAAUUCGCCGUUUGUCUGGUUCACGUAUUUCCAUCGCCAAAAUGCCCCAUGAUGAAACCGGCGAGAGAAUGUUCACCAUUCAAGGUACUCCCGAAGCGAAUGAGCGUGCAUUAUACCUAUUAUACGGCCAGCUCGAAAACGAAAAGGAGCGUCGU